Drosophila montana is the source of this 673-nucleotide messenger RNA. Its product is annotated as arylalkylamine N-acetyltransferase-like 2. The transcript has 2 exons. The record is from RefSeq and is a predicted model, not a curated record. Lineage: Eukaryota; Metazoa; Arthropoda; Insecta; Diptera; Drosophilidae. Gene Ontology annotation, molecular function: N-acetyltransferase activity. Bases 38 to 616 code for a protein of 192 amino acids.
GCUUUUGCAUUUCUAUAGUGAUCACCAAAAGCCCAACAUGCCAACGGAACUGGACUCAAAGGAUGGCAUCCUCAUCCGCAUCAUGACGGUGGCCGACUACCAGCCACUGAAGACCCUCAUGAGGGGCAAUUUCUUUAAAGGAGAGCCGCUCGGUGAGCUUUACGAAGAAGAAUGGGUCAAAGAAUACCACGAUGAGUUUUACCUUUCUAAAAUUAAGCAGGGCACCUGCUUGUUGGCUGUAGAUGAGAACAACGGCGGACGCAUUGUGGGCUACGUACUGGCACAUGCUCAGACUCCUGACGAUGUGGAAAAGUAUCGCAAGAAGGCCGCUGCCAAACCGCUCCUCUCCCACAUAACCCAUGUGGAUGCCUCAAUGCGUGGCAAAGGGCUGGGCUCACGUCUGGCUGCCGCUCUGAUGGAAGUUGGCCGCAGUAAGGACUUUCCCCUGAUGGCAGCACACUGCACAAGCUUCUACUCGGCCCGCCUGAAAAAAGCCUUGGGCAUGGAAUGCGUAUACUCGAUAGCCUAUGCCGAUUACAAGGACGCCAGUGGCCAAGUUGUGUUCAAACCAGCUGCACCCCACACACAUUUACGUGUUAUGGUCAUCAAACUCUAAAUUGUGUUAUUGGUAUUAUGUAAAUGAAGCAAUAUUUGAUAUUUAAUUGCAAAUGCA